Microthlaspi erraticum is the source of this 1011-nucleotide messenger RNA. The record is from the annotation of a GenBank genome assembly. NCBI's taxonomy places the organism in Eukaryota, Viridiplantae, Streptophyta, Magnoliopsida, Brassicales, Brassicaceae.
AUGAAGAGGGAUCGUAGAUGCUCUACUCGUCUUCAUAGUCUUAGAAAUAUAAGACGGGUGGAGAACAAUCCCUGGGUUCUGGGUAUCAACAAGCCCCCAUACACUCGUCGAAAAUUACGGGCUCGUCUUCGUCAGUUGGAGGACUCUUAUGAUGUUCAUUCUCAGGAACCGGAAGAGUUGUUGACUGAUGUUGCUACUACCUCCAUCUCCAUGCCAGAUCAGUCGCCACCAUCAAGGCCCCCAUACACUCGUCAGAAAUUACGGGCUCGUCUUCGUCAGUUGGAGGAGUCUUAUGGAGUUGAUUCUCAGGAACCGGAAGAGUUGUUGUCUGAUGUUGCUACUACCUCCAUCUCCAUGCCUGAUCAGUCGCCACCAUCAAGAUUGGCCUCACAGUCAGCUGGCAUCAAGAAAGAAUUAGGCUCUAAAGCUUCACUGCGAGUUUGUUCUGCCCGUAUGGAAGAAAACCCAUCAGAUGAUAAUCUGAAGGGAUCGGAUCAGUAUCAGGAGGCCACGCCUGACUCUGUUAAAUUUGCUACUCAGGAAGAGCUGUCGUCUCAUGUUACUACUACCUCUAUGCUUGACCAAGUCACUGUGAUACGUCGACAGAAACUCACACAACCCCAGUCCGCUUCUUCUCUUCUCUGCUCUUUCUCCUUGUUCCUGCUAAAUUUCAGGAAUCCUUUUGGGGGUUGGGCAACAUCACAUGGAAACCAUCAGGGGAAGGCCGGGAAGCUCGCAAACUUUCUGUUUCUACUCCCUGAGCGUAUCUUUCUCGGGGAGAGUCUUCUUGCAAGUGUACUUGCUUGGGAUUUUGAUGGUGUUGCUGGCUCCUGUUGGGUCCCUAUCGGUGACCAAGUUGUUGUACUGAUGGCCGGUAUAUUCCUUGCAUAUAUGGCUGGUGUAAUCCCUGUUCAAAACGAACUUCAGAAUCUUCUGGUAGGAAAGCUUUUAGAUGCCUCCAAGCGUGAGAGUACACCUGAAAGCAGACUCCUCAAGGGAAGCCGCCACUGA